AAUUCGUCUUCAGACUGUAACCCUUCUUCUACCUCCUCUAGCGCUGAACCUUUCAACAAUGGCUACGAUGAAUUUGUCUCUAGACAAAUCGAUUUCCUUAUCUAGAACUGGCCUGACCCACAGGAAAAAUCUAGGUAAAAGGAUUAUUUCUGUCCAACUUCAUGUUGGCAGCCCAGCCGCUACCACCGCUGCUGGUUUGUCGGUGACCGAAAAGACGACGGCUUCAAGGAAGCUAUCGAGCAAGGAGUUAAUGGAGGAGGAGGCGUCUGUGAUUGUUGGCACGUACGCGAGAACUCCUUUGGUUCUCACGAGUGGUAAAGGAUGUAAAUUGUACGAUGCUGAAGGGAAAGAAUACUUAGACAUGACCUCUGGAAUCGCAGUGAAUGCUCUUGGCCAUGGCGAUCCUGAUUGGAUUAGAGCCGUUACAGAACAGGCUAAUGUUCUUACUCAUGUCAGCAAUGUCUUCUAUACAGUUCCUAUGGUGGAACUUGCGAAGCGGUUAGUGGGUUCUUCUUUUGCUGAUAGGGUAUUCUUCUCAAACAGUGGAACAGAAGCAAAUGAGGCUGCUAUCAAAUUCUCUAGAAAGUUUCAGAAGUUUUAUCAUUCUAAGGAGAAGAAGAAUCCACCACCAACAGAUUUCAUUGCAUUUACCAAUUGUUUCCAUGGCAGAACAAUUGGAGCUCUAGCUUUAACAAGCAAAGAGCAUUACAGAACUCCGUUUGAACCCAUUAUGCCUGGAGUUACUUUCCUUGAAUAUGGCGACAUUGAAGCUUCAACUGAAUUGAUUCGAUCUGGGAAAAUUGCUGCUGUUUUCGUUGAACCCAUACAAGGAGAAGGUGGCAUUUAUGGUUCCACCAAGGAAUUCCUGCAGUCGCUUCGAUCUGCUUGCGAUGAUGCUGGUUCUCUCUUAGUUUUUGAUGAGGUUCAAUGUGGUUUAGGUAGAACAGGUUAUCUUUGGGCACACGAAGCCUAUGGUGUUUACCCAGAUAUAAUGACUCUUGCGAAACCACUUGCGGGUGGUUUGCCAAUCGGAGCUGCACUGAUAACCGAAAGAGUUGCUUCUGCAAUCAAACCAGGGGAUCAUGGGAGUACAUUUGCUGGAAACCCUCUUGUCUGUAAUGCAGCCAUAACUGUAUUCGACAAAAUCUCCGAACCUGAAUUCUUAGCCAGUGUAGCCAAGAAAGGCCAACACCUGAUUGAAAAACUGAAAGAGAGAAUUGGGGGCAAUCCUCAUGUGAAAGAAGUACGAGGUUUUGGGCUGAUUGUUGGAAUUGAGCUGGAUGUAUCGGCUUCUCCUCUUGUGGAUGCUUGUCGGAAUGCUGGACUUUUGGUAUUAACUGCGGGAAAAGGAAACGUUGUUAGGAUUGUACCGCCAUUGGUGAUUUCAGAGGAGGAGAUUGACCUAGCUGUUGAAAUCUUGCUUAAAUGUUUACCUGCACUCGAAGAGUAAGUUGUAAGUUCUCGCUUGUUUGCGAAAAGUUAGUAUUUUAAAGAUGAAUAGCUUCUGUUAUAAAAUUAAGUUGUCGAUUUCAUCUUUGUGUUGUAUUUAUGUUGAAUCUAAUGAACUCUUAUUUUAAGUUCUAUCGAAAUAGACUACCUGAAUUCAAUAAUUCAAUAAAGGUCCUUCUUUCAAGUUA
Impatiens glandulifera is the source of this 1637-nucleotide messenger RNA. RefSeq names its product acetylornithine aminotransferase, chloroplastic/mitochondrial. Gene Ontology annotation, molecular function: transaminase activity; identical protein binding; pyridoxal phosphate binding. Gene Ontology annotation, biological process: arginine metabolic process. The transcript is spliced from 3 exons. NCBI's taxonomy places the organism in Eukaryota, Viridiplantae, Streptophyta, Magnoliopsida, Ericales, Balsaminaceae. The record is from RefSeq and is a predicted model, not a curated record. Bases 59 to 1450 code for a protein of 463 amino acids. Gene Ontology annotation, cellular component: chloroplast stroma.